AAGUGUAUACCAUUGCGUGGAGACAUAAUACAUAUAAGAGUUGUGCCAAAUACUACUGAUAAUUGAGCCAUAAAUUAAUGCUUUGCAGCCUUACUAUUAUGCAGGGUUAUAAGUUUGAUUGAUACAGCACUGUGUUUAAGUGGAAGGGGUAGCUCGGGUUGUGCCUGGUCGAGCAGCUAGCAGCCGGAACGGGGAAGAACCUCGUGUGUCUACCUUCUCUGUCUUCUGCUUACUGUUACAGUAUACAGUAUACAGUAUUAGUACAGAGUAUACUGUUGUUAGUUGUUCGAUUUAGUUUCAGCUGGUAGUACCUCAGAACGAACUUACAUAUAUUUACUUGUUCUCAGUGUAUAUAAUUAUUAUUGUUAUUAUUAUUUAUACUAUUAAUAUUUUAAUUCCGCAAUGUUAUUACUGUACUCAUCGGUUGACGACGACGAUGAUGAUGAUAGUUUAAAUGCCGAGACUUGUGUCAACUUUGCCUUUUAAUUAGUUAUUCAAACCAGUUUAAUUUAUAAAUAAUAAUCAAUAUUUAAAUAAAUAAUUAAUAAUAAUCAAUAGAAAAACAAGUUAACUGUGAUUAGCGCUUUUAAAUGGUAAGCUUAGAAUAAUAUUACAUUUAUGAACAAUGGCAAAAGACCAAAUUAAUAAGACGUUAAAUUAAUUAUAGGUAAUUAAUUAUUGUUGUAAUAUAAAAAAUUGAUUUGUUAAAAAAAAUCACGUGUAGAGGUCCAGGUGGACCUGGUGAACUGGCCAGUGAUAGUACAUGCUUAAUUUUGUGGUUUUACAGUGAGUCAAUUUAUUGUCAUUUUGCGGAGACUGUUUCCAAGUGGUGGUGGUGGUGGUGGUGGUGGUGGUGGUGUAUCCUCAUUGCAGUUUAUUUUAUUAUUGUAAUGUUAGGAGUACUCAAACGGCGUUGGAAGCCUUCUAAAAGGUCAUCCAAUGGACGGGGAACUGAGUCAUCGAUUAGCUCAGAUUUUGUUUUGGAUAAACCUCGGUCUGUUCCUUCACCGAGACAAAUUCAUCCCCUGUACGGUGAAAAGGCAGGUCUUUUAGGAUAUUAUGAUACCGUUGGUAAUACAGAAAAUUUUCCACCAGCCCCUAAUAUCGUUGUUGAGGGUGGUAGAAUCGAGUUUGUACGGCCUUCACAGGAGGGCACUACCAACAGAAAAAAUGCUGUAUCUCGGGGUUCACAAACCUGUAUUGAGCAACCAGAAAAAUCUGAUCCUGCUAAGGAGAGUCUAGAGGAAAGAGUAAAAGAAUUGGAAAAAAUUUUAGAAAAUGAGCGAGCAGCAGCCCAGCGUGAUCGUGCAACUAUUACUAAACUACAAUUGAAGAGAGAGGCGACACAACGAGAUGUGGAACGGGAACGUCGCCUUAAAUUGGAAGCCGAAUCUCGGGCACGAGAAGCUAUGGCUGAAACCGAACGCACUCGAGCGAAAGUUCAUCAUCUUCAACGCGAAUUUUCAAGGAUCGAAGAGUCAUCUAGAGGAUUACUACAACAAAAGCAAAAGAUAGAACAGUUAAAACAAGAAAAAACAGCGCUUACAAUUUCAUAUGAGACGCGCGUACAUCAAUGUCAAACUCAAAUAUCAAAGCUUCAAUUAGAAAAUGAAUCAAUGCGAGGACAACUGAGGGGAUUGGAAGCUGCUUGUGCUGGAGAAGUCCAUGCUACUGUUGUUGCUAGACUGGCAACUUUGGAGACUGAACACGUAGCUCUUGCUAGAGACGCUGAUGCUCAAAGAAGACAAUAUGAAAGGUGUCUUGAUGAUGUUGCUAAUCAAGUAGUUCGGGCAUUGCUCUCUCAAAAGGGUUUGAGAGAAGAAAUAGGAACAUUAAAAAGACGUAUACGUGAAUUAGAAACCCAAAAUCGAGCGCUUUCUGGACUAAUAGCUCAUACGACAACGAAAACAAAAUCAUCGACUCCAUCUAAUGGAAUAAAAAGUACAACAAAUAGUAAAUCAUCAUCUGAAUUCAUCAGAGGUAUAAUCGAAGCAGGGCCUAAUGGAUUAGUUGCUGCUCUAGGAUUUGACAGUGGUGGUGGUGGUGGUGGUGGUGGUGGAGGAUCUUCUUGGAUUCCUUUACCAAGACCAAGAUCACUUAAUCUUAAAAUACCAACUGUUAUGGCUGGUAAAUAUCGACGCAAUCGAUCAAUAGGUCAAAAACAGGUAUCUGAAGAAGAGUGUAGUUCAAGUCCUGAAAGUGUUAACAGAGACGAAGGAUAUUCGACAAUGUCAUCAGACGUACAGGGUGAUGGAGCUCGAGGCCAAGAGCCAACACGAGGAUUAGAAGAUCUUAAAGAAGCAACCGACGAGACUGAAGGUGAUUUAUCGACGGAUGUACGGCUUGUUGCUUUAGAUACUGCUGGUGAUCCGGACAUAAUUUUUCUUCCUCUAAAUCUAACUGUUGGAAUAAAUCAAAGACACAGUUAUCCUCCCUCUAAACAAUUACUUCCUUAUCAACAUGUUAUGAGAAGUUUUUCCGACAGUCAUCUUUAUCUUAAAUUGACCUCUACAAUUUCUUCUACUUCUAAUUCACCUUGCUGCAAUAUUCAAACUCCUGUUGAGUCAUCCUCGUUGUUUGUUGUUGAAGAAGACGGAUGGGAUACCGAUUACGUCCAACAAUGGCUCAGGUUAGAUGAUACGAGAAGUGCUCAACAGAACCGUGAUCUCUUUGAAUUAGAGUAUGACAGAGCUGAGUUAGAAGAUUGGAGUUUUUCAUUGUCAACCGAGGAUUUAACAAGUGAGUCAUCAUCAUCACUAAUUUGGAAAGAAGAAAAUCGUAAUCCUAUUAUAUCAUCAACACUUGCAGCUAUCAAAGAACACAAUCCGAUUGAAUUAGAAGAGGACGCCAAUGAAUUUUUAUGGAAUGGAGCUAGUUAUUUAGCUGACCGAACUGGUGGAGAAUUGGUUGCACUUUUAAUGGAUGCAAGAGCAACAGGUCCUUGGCCUUAUGCUUCUAGCCCCGGGGCAUCUUGGAGUAGUGCCGAAGAAGGUAUUCCUGAAAGCUCCAGUAAGAGAUCGUCAGCUGCGUUAUCUGGUUGUGGGAGCGAUGAUCCUGAUUCCCCCUCUAUCGGAACAGACUUUACUCGUGAUUUUUAUCGGCUAGUCAAAUUUGAAAGUACCAAAAGCCUUGCCAGUACGUCUUCCAAAAGUGGCAAACCCUUUCUGCCAGAUCGAGAUCAAGCGCUACACAGUGUCUUAUCUUUUAUUGCAGAGCAACAAAUGUACCUCACUGAAAUGCCAAAUAAUUCUGAUAACAAAAAAUUUGAUCAACCUCAAAUUCAAGUUCUAGACUAUGAUUGUAAUGACAAAAAUGAUUCAACUGUAACGACAACAACAACAACAACAACAACAACAUCAUCAUCAUCAUCAUCAUCAACGACAAGUGUACAAGGGUCAAUCUACGGAAGUACUUUACUAGGUAGUUUAUUAUCGCUGAGCUGUUUGCCAAAGACAUUUGGAGAACCUUUUGAUUUUUUCAACGACAAGCCAUUGAUCCAACCGACAAUAACAACCACUGAAGGAAACAUAUGGACAGCAAUGAACGCUCUUUGCGAGUCGUUGUACAAAGUUAUCCAUUGUUUGUUAAAAUGUUCUUCAGAGGUAAGACACUUGACUCUUGAUUGGAUUGGUAAAUGUUUGCAAGCGAAUGCCAGUCGUGGUAAACUCUGGAAUAAUUCCCAAACAAGUAUUGGUGGAAAUGGACUCUCACCGUUGGUAGUUUCUGAUGGUUUUAUGCUGAACCUUGGUAAUGUUUUGCUGAGACUAUGUCAGCCGUUUUGUACAUUAAAAAAAACUCCUAAAAUAGAUCCUACUUAUUGUGCGGCAGCUAUUGAAACAUUGACUGAAGAUGAACGACGGACAAGAGGUAUUCAUCUGGUGGGUAUUAACAAAGAAACAUGUCUUAUUCCAUCUACGACAAUAAUAACUAUCGCUGAUGAUGAUGGUGAUAAUAAUAGUACUAGUAGUAGUAGUAGUGAUGAUGAUGAUGAUGAUGAUAAAUCUGAUACAAUUGCAGCUAGUAGUACAUUUGGAUUUGUUACUGAAUGUUUUUAUUUGACCCACAGGGCGUUAGAUUUAGGUUAUCGUGUUGUUCUUGAUAAAUUGAUGAAGACAAAUCAAGAGUUAGCACGAAUACAAAGAAUUUACAAUGACGCACAAGCAAGCUCAAACUCGGAAGUAUUUCAAGUAAUUACUCAGCGCAUGGAAAUGGAAAUGACGAAAUAUUUAUCAUACCGUGCCAGUUUGUUGGCUCCAGAAUUAUUGAAUUUACUAGCAAAGUUUCACGCAACUACCGCUUUUUGGUUAAUGCAAGUCAACAUCAACAUUCCCACCAAUUUAAAUGAUAAUUUAAUUAACAAUAAAAAAAACAAUAAUAAUGAUAAUGAAAAAAAUUUAAUGAAAAAAAAUUUAAACUUUUUAGAUCAAGAACCAAAACUUGUGACAUUCCCACUUCCAGAGACUGUACCAGAAACUCUAAAGUAUAUACCCGAAUUUAUAGUAGAAAAUACUAUCGGAUUUAUUUGUUUUUUACGUCGUUUUAAUCCAAAUACAUUUGAAGAACAGGGUGAAAAUUUUUUAAACCCAAUACUAACAGAAAUAAUAGUCCUGAUGGAAUCACCAAAACGAUUGUUUAAUCCUCAUCUUCGUGCUCAGCUUGCUGAAACUUUGGAAGCACUUUUGCCCAAUACAUCACCAUUGUCUUAUACAGAUGAUUCUGAAUCAAGAUUGGUUGAUGGGAAUGAUAAUAAUGACGAUGAUAAUGAUAAUGACGAUGAUAAUGAUAAUGGUGAUGAUGAUGAUGAUGGUGAUGAUGAUGAUGAUCAUCAUCAUCAUCAUCAUCAUCAUAACGAUGAAGAUGGUGUUAGUGCUUUUAUUGAUUAUGAUGACGAUGAUGAUUAUAGUUUUUCUCAGCGUCAACGACAGCAACAACCAUAUUUAUCGACUCUUGGAACAUUCAACAGAGAAAAAUUGUUUAUAAAUCAUCCUCACUGUAAUCAGAUAGUAAAAAAUCUUAUGGAGGUAUUUGUGAGCAUUGAAAUGACCGGUCAAAGUGUUCAAUUUGAGCAAAAAUUCAAUUACCGUCGUCCUAUGUACACUGUUAUGAAAUAUUUAUGGAAAAUAAAACAACAUCGUGAUAAUUUCAAGCGGCUUGCCAAAGAAGCUGAAGACAAUAUGGAAGCCGUAAAGCCACCGUUGUUUUUGCGUUUUAUUAAUUUAUUAAUGAACGACGCGGUAUUUUUGUUGGACGAAGCCUUAUCAAACAUGGCGCAGUUGAAGCAAAUGUUGAGAGCUCGAGAAAAUGGUGAAUGGGACAAGCUACCAGCUCACGAACGGGAUCAAAAAAUAAGUUACUUGCAUCACAUUGGCAUGACAGCAAGGUUUGACAAUAUUCUUGGUCGUGAAACUAUAUCAACUUUUAAAAUGUUAACGUCCGAAAUAAAAUCAAUUUUUUGUCACUCGACGAUGGUUGAUCGUAUAGCAUCGAUGUUAAACUACUUGCUGCUUGAACUAGUUGGCCCGAAUAAAAAAAACUUUAAAGUAAAAGACCAAAAGGAAUAUGAAUUCAAUCCAGCAAAAUUAGUUUUAAACAUUUGUGUUAUAUAUAUUAAUCUCGGUAGCAACAGUAAUUUCACCCUGGCAGUUUCACAAGAUGGACGAUCCUACCGUGAUAAUCUAUUCAAGCUUGCUGAAAGUGUUUUGGUAAGGAUUGGCGGUAUCAGUAUUCUCGGAGAGUUGAAUAAUUUAGCCGUUAGAGUUUCUAAUGCUGCUGCUAUUAAGAAACAAGAGGAAGAAAUUCUUACAGAUGCGCCUGAUGAAUUUUUGGAUCCAAUUAUGUCAACGCUGAUGGUUGAUCCAGUUAUAUUGCCAUCAUCAAAAAUAUCCGUAGACCGUCAAACAAUUGCUAGACAUCUGCUGAGUGACCAAACGGAUCCAUUCAAUCGUUCACCUCUCACUAUGGAUAUGGUGAAACCGGAUGUUGAUCUUUACAAUAGAAUUCAAGAGUGGAUAUCGUUAAAAAAACAACAACAACAACAACACACGACAUAAAAAAUAA
Messenger RNA from Cotesia glomerata, 6057 nucleotides. Its product is annotated as serine-rich adhesin for platelets-like. The record is from RefSeq and is a predicted model, not a curated record. Bases 891 to 6050 code for a protein of 1719 amino acids. Gene Ontology annotation, biological process: protein polyubiquitination. The transcript is spliced from 15 exons. Gene Ontology annotation, molecular function: ubiquitin-ubiquitin ligase activity. Lineage: Eukaryota; Metazoa; Arthropoda; Insecta; Hymenoptera; Braconidae. Gene Ontology annotation, cellular component: cytoplasm; nucleus; ubiquitin ligase complex.